UUUUCGUGGUUCAAAAUGAAAAAAGAGUUGAGUCAAAAAAUUCGCAAUUUUCUUUCAGCUAGAAAAAACUAAGAAUCGCAAGAAAAUUUACAACAUAGUUGACUGGGUGGGGGGUCUUUUGGCGCGCCACGAAGUCUGCACUUCCGCGAAGCGAACAGUACAGUCCUGGCCCCCUCUCCUCAGCUUUACGAGAGUGCUCGAGUGGUGCCAGUUGAGUUUUAGAGUUUGAGUCGAGUCUCAGCUCAGUUCAGUGCAACUCGGUAGCUCCUUGUGGGCUCCUCGUGAGCGGCGCGUUCGUCAAUUUUCGUGUGUGAAAACAUCUCGAGCAUCUCGUAGCGUCGUGUGUUCGUUUUUUUUUUUUUUUUAUUAUCCCUUCGUGUUCCGUUUUCGCGUAACUCGCCGAUUGGAACGUGACCAAAAAAAAGCACGUGGUUAUGAUUUUAACGUGAUUUUAAUUUUUGUGAUUCGUGUUUCGAACUAGUUGAGAAUAGCGGUUCGCGGAACGGGGGAGGUGAUAAACAAAAUAUAUGAAACCGACGUUGUCGAAGAAAACGUGACGACGAUACGCGAGACUCGGACGAUUUGAAAGGAGAGUGCUGAGUGCCUUUAAUGUCACAUCACAUAUUACGACGGGAAAUAGUGAGCACGCUAAUUCGCGUAUACAUGACGAUAAACGUCUAAAAAUAAACGGCCUGUGUGCUCAUAUAUUGGACAUUGCAAUUUUGCCUAUGUGCAUACAUAGUAAGCUACGUUGGGAGGAAGUCGCCGAGCUUGGCACGAUUUAUUGAAAUCAAGACAUUGAGAAGCAACGCUUACGUAAUUUCAUAUGUUUUAUCGGAAUUGACGGGACGAAAAAAAGAGCGAGAGAAAAGUGAUAAGCGAUUUUUCAUCGGCAACUCAACUGUGUUAAUCUAUCAGUGUGCCCGCGCGCAUUGUAGCCAGAGCAAACGGUUUUCACUUCCGGAAGCAUUAGUCACUCGAAUAUCAGCCUCUCCAACGAACCUUCAAUUGCCCGUGCUGGGACGCUUGACACUGCGCGGUUGAUAACGCGCUUGUACGCGCGUGAAAACCGUUCCUGAAAGUAUUUCAACGUGGAGAAAUUCCCAGUCGGAUGAUUGAUGCAAAUUCAUUAGCAAAGGAUAAUUGACACGGUGACCUGCACGAGCAUUGAACUCGGCUGAAGCCUCCGCUUGUCUUGUCGUUCGGAGCCACCAUCUCGUGACAGUGGAAAAUCGUAAAAAAAUAAACGACCAGUGGACAAUGAAAUGAGCGUUUCGUAGUGUUUGCCGCGACCGAAUGGACGAUUCAAUUCGUGGGAGACCAAGACUCGAAGCCUCGAGUUCGAAAAACUUUCCAAGAUUCUUCUGUUUUCCACGUGACUCGUGAAGAAACACCGGGAAAUUCUGCUGCUUCCUGAAUCGCAGCAAUCGAAGAUACCAAACAGUUGGAUUAAAUAGUGACAAUAAUAUACGUGAGAAUAUUUCCGCGAAUAAAAAGUAUUGAACACCGUCAGUAUUUUCUUAUGGACACUAACUAAAAGUCAAUAAUAGAGAUACGCGAAUUGGGUGAAAGAAUUGUAACGCGAAUACUUCGAUUAAAGAACGGAAAGAAAAAGCCGGAGUUCUGUUUUGAUAAUAAAAGUUUAAUUGAGCGAGUUCAUACUUCUCUUAAUUAAUGUGACUUAUCGGGCGCGUCACGGAGUUUCGUAAUCGGCGAGGAUUCAAGAUAAUCAUUCGACAUCGCACACACGACGCGCGAGAGUUCGCGUAAUUGCUCGAUAUCGAAACGUGGAAUAUACUCGUUGACCUCGAUGCCUCGCUUCUUGCGGUACAGGAAAACGAGGUAUCAUUUUCCAAGGCUGUACGAUCGUCUUGGACGGAUGUCGAGCUUACUGUUUAUCGCGAGUUAAAAAGCACAACGUCUCUCGUCCUUUCGUCGAUCACAUGCGAUUUCACAGUUCCGGGUACGCGAGCAUUCGCGCGAGAGUCAGAAUCGCCACGAUGAUUCCAAGUUUCAACAAAAAGUGACGCUACGUUUUUGACUGCCCAGAGACGUCGAAUUUUCUAUGGAUAAUAGCCCGUUCUUCGUAUCUUUGCAUCUGUGAUUUUACGUUAAUGACUCGAGCAAAUAGAAAUGAGAAUCGGAAUACUCGUCGUUCAAACAAAGCGAAGUCGAUGAUUGCAAAUACUUUGCGGUACGGAAUUUUGUUGAAAGGAGCAAAAAAUGACCGUCACUUACACGGCCGAAGUUGCCUCGUGUCGAGGUCUUGGAUGCUUCCUCAAACUUCUUCUGAGAUGGAGAGCCAGUGUUUACAAACUCGUAUGGUUAGACCUAGCGCUCUUCCUCGUUAUUUAUUACGCCCUGGCCGGUCUUUAUCGAUGGAUUCUGGACAGGGAACAGCAAAAAACGUUCGAGCAAGUAGUUCUUUAUUGCAAAGAGUACAGCGACCUAAUACCACUCUCGUUCGUCCUUGGCUUUUACGUCAGUAUCGUCAUGACCAGAUGGUGGAAUCAGUACGUGGCGAUACCGUGGCCGGAUUCGAUAGCAGUUUUUGUAUCGGCAACGAUCCAUGGAAACGACGAAAGAGGAAGGCUCAUGCGACGAACGAUCGUGAGAUACGUCUGCGUUUGUCUGACGAUCGUUCUAACGAGUGUAUCUCCACGAGUGAAGAAGCGUUUUCCAACGUUGGAUCACUUCGUUGACGCGGGUCUGUUGCUUGAAAAUGAAUUAGCGAUAUUUCAAAGUCUGAACGCAAAAUUUCCUAAGCCAAGCAAACACUGGCUGCCGAUUGUAUGGGCUUCGAGUAUCGUAACGAGAGCUCGAAAGGAGGGCAGGAUACGAGAUGACUUUGCUGUGAAAACGCUUAUAGACGAAUUGAACAAAUUUCGUGGUCACUGCGGUAGCCUCAUACAUUACGAUACAAUAAGCAUACCACUCGUGUACACACAGGUCGUUACACUCGCCGUUUAUUCGUAUUUUAUUACCAGUGUCAUGGGAAGACAGUGGAUUCAAAAGUCCACCGAAGAAACUACUGUCGACUACUAUUUUCCAGUAUUCACGACCCUUCAGUUCUUCUUUUACAUGGGUUGGCUCAAAGUUGCUGAAACACUUAUUAAUCCGUUUGGCGAAGAUGAUGAUGAUUUUGAGGUUAAUUGGAUCGUUGACAGAAAUUUACAGGUGAGUUAUUUAAUAGUCGAUGAAAUGCAUCACGAGCAUCCAGAGUUGAUUCGUGAUCAAUAUUGGGAUGAAGUAUUUCCCGUUGAAUUGCCAUAUACCGCGGCAGCUCAACCCUUCCGAGAGGAACACCCUCAACCUUCGACUGCUGGUAUUCAACUUUCGGCUGCUCAGCAAGAGCUUCAUCCUUCCUCUGUGAGAAUCGAUGAGAUGGUGCCUGAAUCGUAUCCAGGCAAAUUCCGAUCAGACAUCGCAGACGAUGCGACAUCUGGUAUUCACUUCACGGCUGGUGGAAAAAUGUCCAGGAGUGCAAGUCGAGUUAGCACGCGUGAUCGAGCAAUGAGCGGAGGUUCAACAGCCAGCAAUAUUGGUGGAUCGUUGACGAGGGUAAACAGCGUUACGAGUGUACUGAAGAGGUUGUUCAGUAAAGAAGACAGAACCGAUGGAGGGUCUGGCUCAAAAACUCCUGGUCGAAUUCCGAACUCGUGCUCCGCUGCUUCCCUACAGAAUCGUUAUCCAGGCACCGGUUCCAUGAGGAUUGGCGUCAUCGAGGAGGUUGAUGAACAAAUGACCAUGACUUCUAUGCGACCUGAAACGAGACCACAUAUUCAGAGCAUAUUUCCUCAAGGUCCCCCACCGCCUAGCUUACCGGUUGAUGUACCAGGAACUAAAAGGAAUGGUGAAAUUUUGUCAAGCAGUGCACCAGCCGGCCCAGGACUCGGCACGAAUCGUUAUCUCGGGCAACCCAGAACACAUCUUGCAACACGCUCGGCAAGAUCGAGUGCGACAUUCGAUCCAGUUUCUGGUUACGGUGGAAGCGGAACUGCUGAAGAGGAUAACAUUAGUUCACGAAGUUCCGUCUGCUCGACGGUCAGUUCCGACGACGAUUUUACGAGAUUGAAGCUUGAGCGUGACAAGGAACGUCGCGACAGAGCGAUGAAAAAAUUGGUUCGAAGUGUAAGUGGCAAUCAACGUAACGAGGGACCAUCUUCCCUGGAAUUGGAUACGGAGACCUUGCUCCUGAACGAGAUGGCAGAAACUUCAAAAAUUUCGUUACAACGCAGUGAUCGUAACUCGAAAAACAACGAGUCAGAUAACGUUUAACAUUUAUGAUGAACGUUUAUUCUUCUACAAGAAAACUAUCCAUCUAUUGGAAAAGUAUGUUAUUAACGAUAGUAAAUUAUUGAAAACAACGGUACGACACUGGGAAGUGAAUUAUUUUCAAAGUUUUUGUGUGAACAGUGAAUCUGAAGGGAUUUUUGCGGAUAUGCUAUUCGUGAACCUUUUCAAGAAGAUUUUUUUGAACGAGGGGGACCACACUUUGAAACGCAAAAUUCAGAGACUUGUAUAAAAAAAUUAUGGCAGGGAAUGAGUACAGAUAAUUUUGUUUGGCGGAAACAUCAAUCAAUUGGGAAAAAAGAUCGAAUAUGGAAGUACUUAAAUUUACGAAAAAUAUAAUUAGUGAUGCGAGGGAAAAGCGACUCGUGCAAAGACCAAUCCAUGCGCCCAUUUUUUCGUCCAAAUAUCUCGGUCAUUACUUUUGCUCCAUCACUUGUAGUUGAGUUUAAAAAAAGAAAAGUUAUUAAUUGUUCUAAAUUAUGGGAAAUUUAUGUCGAAACCGUUUUUCUUGAGUAUGGAUAGGGCUCGAUUGAAAUUUUUAAUCACGACAACUGUUCUUUGUUAGCAAUCGAAUUUUGAUUACUGUUUAUUUAUAGAGUUGACUAAAGAAUGGAAAUUUUUAUAAAGGAUACUUUGAAGUAAUCUUCCUAUUUUUAAGAUUUAACGAAAUCAUGAUAAUAUUUUCCGUCCAGGAAAAAAGAAACUGGUAAAGUAUAAAAAUCGAUGCCAGUUCUCGAAAAUAUCACUCAAUGAAAAACAGUCGACGUGCGAAUCGUUUUUCUGUACAUAUGGUUUUUUCGAUCUCGGAGACUAAAAUAAUGUGAAUCCUACAAAUGGACUAAAGAACAGUAAAUUACGCGACGAUGAUUAUCACUAAUUGAACCAUGAAAAUUUCUCGCUCGAAUUAAACAUUACAGAUAUGAGUUUUUUCUCUAUUUCUCUUUCAAUAUUUUUCGAAUAAAAUCAAAUUGACGAAUGCUCGAUGAAGCAUUCGUCGAUUACAUUGAAAGGGCUUAUUCAAUCGAGUGCGACAAAAUAUGUCAGCGAGAACAAAUGAUUUUAAUACAAAGACGUUUCUAUAAAUAUUUAUGUAAAUAACUCCGUUAAUCGAAAUUAGUGUAAGAACACGCACCGUUAUAUUCAAAAAUUUGCGAGCUUUUUUGAAAAAUCAUGUUGGCGCCUUGAUCACGUGAUGAUAUUGAAAAAAAUAAUCUAAGACAUUUAAUGAGCACAAUUACGCUCGCGAGAAGGAAAUGAGCACGCGAGCAUUCCAGCUAAAGCACGCGGCUAGAGCGUCUAGUGAAUUUUUUAUAUUUAUAAAAAGACAACGAUAAAUUUAAACCGAAAUAAACAAAUGAGAACCUGAUUCGAACUCUCGUUACACUUCGGUCAUUUGAAUUUUUAUCGACUUGCAGAAAUGUGUCAUUAAAUUUUUAUUUUCACGCAAACGUAAACUUCACGAAGACGUUAAAUAGAACUUAUGUACGUAAGUAACGAAUGAAAAGAAACGAUUAGGUACAUUUCCAACCAGGAAAUGAGUGGCGCGUAUAGCAGUGAGUAUUGAAAAAAAAAAACAAAAAUUAUAUUAUUCCGAGUGCAACUGUGAUUCGCUCUUCAAAAAAUCGCCUACUAGAAUAUUUUUCAAAUCUGCGCUUGAUGAAACGCGAAGCAGGAUAAGUGAGAAGAAACAUGCUUGAGAGUUUUAGCUGUUCGACUAUUAAACUGCUCAAUGUCGUUUCGGGCAUAUCGAAAGGCAACAUUUUCAUGGAAUAACGUUUAAGGUAACUACUGCGAUUCCAUUGAGUCUGAAUCAUACCAAAUUUCCGAAAUCAAUUGAUUAUUCGUUCAUUUAUUCCCCGACAUUUCUAAUCUUGACAGGCUCAUUUGAAACGUUGAUUUGUAUACACUGAAAAAGAAAUUUUCGCCUAGACAUUAAAACCAACAAAACCAUUAUUCCCCCCCCCCCCCCCCCAAAACGACUUCAAACGAAAUAUGAAUUUGUCAUCGCUUCUCUGCAUACCCAUCGAAUCAUACAAUCGAGAAUUCGAGCAUAAACUACUCGACUUUUCGUCGUAAAUAUUGUAGUUCGAGUUAUUCGCACACACAGCAAUAUUCUUGCUCAUCAGUAACAAUUGAAUAAAUUUUGCAAAGAUGACGCUUCUAACUUUAUCUCAGAUUUGGCGCAAAUGGAUCUCAGUCUGUGGUUACCUUAAUGCAUCCAUUAAAUAGAGAAAAAAUUUGUUAUAUACAAUAUUUACUGAACGUAUGUAUAAUAAUGCAGAUAUUCUAUAUACAGAACAUGAUAGUACGUAAAAUUAUGGAAUAGCAUUCCAACGGGUGAGCCGAAGUUUUUGUGGUGCUUGACGACGAGAGUGCAGUCUUUGUAGACAAUUUUUUGUGACACAUUGUUUUACCAGUAUUACCGUUGAAAUAAAAAAUCAACGAGAGACAAAAAUAAAAUUUGAAAGAGUCAA
Molecule: messenger RNA, 6767 nt
Organism: Venturia canescens
Lineage: Eukaryota; Metazoa; Arthropoda; Insecta; Hymenoptera; Ichneumonidae
Product: bestrophin-4
Exons: 8
Coding region: 2224-4278 (684 amino acids)
Molecular function (GO): chloride channel activity
Source: RefSeq, a predicted model, not a curated record